CGGGCCCGUUGCGAGCUGACCAAUAGCAGCGCCUGACGUUAUCAGCAGAGGGAAAAAAAACCCAGGGUCGCCAUAACACAGCAGUGGAAACGGCAGAGAAGUGGCUGGAAAACAAAAGACAAGGCGCACUGCUCCUCAACACUUGGUAUGCUCUUGCAGUGUUACAGGAAUGCCCAAGGAAAAAUAUGACCCGCCGGAUCCCAGGCGGAUGUACACCAUAAUGUCCAGUGAAGAGGCAGCCAAUGGGAAGAAGUCAUACUGGGCUGAGCUGGAAAUCAGUGGUCGAGUAAGGAGUCUGAGCACAGCCCUAUGGUCUCUCACCCACCUCACCGCCCUACACCUCAGUGACAACUCCCUGUCACGUAUCCCGCCAGACAUAGCCAAACUACAAAAUUUGGUGUACCUGGAUCUUUCGUCCAACAAGAUCAGGAGUCUGCCGACGGAGCUCGGUAACAUGGUGUCUCUCAGGGAACUGCUUUUAAAUAACAACCAGUUGCGGGUAUUGCCGUUUGAAUUGGGAAAACUGUUUCAGUUACAAACACUGGGGUUGAAAGGAAACCCACUUGCACAAGAAAUUAUGAGCCUCUACCAGGAACCUGAUGGUACGCGGAGACUGCUCAACUACUUGUUAGACAAUCUGGCGGGGGCUAUCAAACGCAUACCAACAGAGCAGCCCCCGGCCCGGUCAUGGAUCUCUCUCCAGGAACCAGACCGAACCCGGCCAUCAGCACUGUUCUCCGUCAUGUGCUACAACGUGCUGUGUGAUAAGUAUGCCACAAGGCAGCUGUACGGCUACUGUCCGUCCUGGGCUCUAAACUGGGAGUACAGGAAGAAGUCCAUCAUCCAGGAGAUUCUUGGCUGCAAUGCAGACAUAAUUAGUUUGCAGGAAGUUGAGACAGAGCAGUACUACAAUUUCUUCUUGCCGGAGCUGAAGGAGCAGGGUUAUGACGGGUUUUUCAGUCCUAAAUCACGAGCUAGGACCAUGUCCGAAUCGGACCGCAAACAUGUGGACGGAUGUGCAAUUUUCUACAAGACUGAAAAGUUCAGUGCGGUGCAGAAGCACACGGUGGAGUUCAACCAGCUGGCUAUGGCUAACUCUGAGGGCUCAGAAGCCAUGUUGAACCGAGUGAUGACAAAGGACAACAUCGGGGUAGCAGUAUUGCUUGAAGUCCGCAAAGAGAUGAUGGAGGCCUCCUCUGGAAAGUCACUGCACUGCAUGGAGAAGCAGCUGCUGCUGGUAGCCAACGCCCACAUGCACUGGGACCCGGAGUACUCUGACGUCAAGUUGGUCCAGACCAUGAUGUUCCUGUCGGAGGUGAAAAACAUAGUGGACAAGGCGACACGAAGCCUCAAGCUGUCAUCGGUCUCUGGUGAAACCAACGCCAUUCCACUGGUGCUCUGCGCUGACCUCAACUCUUUGCCCGACUCUGGCGUAGUGGAGUACUUGAGUACGGGCGGAGUGGACUGCACUCACAAGGACUUCAAGGAGCUCCGCUACAGCGACAGCCUGACCAAAUUCAACUGCAACGGCAAGAACAGCACAUCCAACGGCAGGAUCACCCACGGCUUCAAGCUGAAAAGCUCUUACGAGAACGGCCUGAUGCCUUACACCAACUACACGUUUGACUUCAAGGGUAUCAUCGACUACAUUUUCUACUCCAAGCCUCACCUGAACGUCCUGGGCAUCCUGGGCCCCCUGGACCCCCACUGGCUGGUCGAGAACAAUGUCAGCGGCUGCCCGCACCCUCACAUCCCCUCCGACCACUUCAGUCUCUUCGCCCAGCUGGAGCUCCUCCUGCCCAACGUGCCCCCCCAGGUCAACGGUCUCCAUCUGCCCACGCGCAGGUAGUGACCCCCCCCCCCCCCCGCCCCUUCCGGUCCUCCACUACCAGCUCUUUCCCUCCACCACACCGGAGGCGGAAGGCGGAAAAAAAAAAAGAAAAGAAAAACCACCACCUGUAAAAUAUUCGUACAGUGAGGUCUGGCCAACAGGGAUUUCGUAUGAUGUUAUCUAUAGAUAUUAUAUUUUUCUUUCCUUUUUCUCUCUUAUUUUUAACUGCUCAGUCCUUUUCCCUCACACAUCGCUUUUUUUUUUUUUUUUCCCUCUCCCCUCCUCCCUUCACUCGCUACACAGGAUGGGAACACAUUCAGCUUUUAUUCCGUUUUAGACAGAAAGGAGCACAUUUCUCCCCGGGGGGGGGAUAAGCUUCCCAUGCCGAUGGAGCGUCUCGGUCUGUCUGUCCUGUACAAACCUGAAACCAGCAAAGACAGCAGACGCCUCGCUCUCACACGGCCCGCUUCUACAGCAGCUGACGCUUUUUUUAGGGCCAGACGAAGCUUUUCCCCGCUGUUGUUCCGUGGUGCUCAGGCCUCGCCCCCCGUGGUGCUCAGGCCUCGCCCCCCCGUGGUGCUACACCUCUGAACACCCCAGCCAAUAGCCCCCCCCCCCCGGGGGAAAUAAGCAGCCACAGACACCCGAGGGUGCGUUACUCUUAUGUGGCACCCUGCUCCUUUUUCACAUCUGGGCGAGGGGUGUUUAGGCUGACACACACACACACACACACACACACACACACACACACACACACACACACUUGCAGGCAGAUCUGUAGCACUGUCUCACUGGCCAGUAGUGACUUUCCUGCUCCAUCACACACACAUUUACAACUAGAUCAGUGUUUUGUUUUCCUUCCGUUUUUUUGUCACAAGCGUUUGUACAGAAUAGAAAACCUAGACUGGCUGUCUUUACAUGAUUGUAUAUGAACCACAACACGGGGGGGGGGACAAAGAGAAAAAAAAAAAAAGACCUGUUUUUACUGGCGUUUUUUUUUUUCUUUUUUCUACUAAGAGUAAAUUAUGAUCCGAUUUGAAAGAAGAUUGUAUGUACACUAUGGCUAAAUUUUUAUCCAGUCGAAAAUUGAAUACGACCAGCUUGUACAAAACCACGUUAAAGAAGAAGAAGAAAAGGUUGUUCACGGCGCCUCCCGCUCACGACUUUGCACUCUUCUUUUUUUUCGAGAUGAAUUAUCAUGUAGUGUCUAAUGUUUUUAAUUCAUUCUCUCUCUCUCUCCACGUGAUGGCAGAUUGCUGAGAUUGUACAUAAGACCCCUUUGAGUACAUCUGCCUGUUGCUUUUACCAAGCCAUCCAUCAUCCCCACUGCCGCCACACACACACACACACACACACACACACACACACACACACACACACACACACACACACGGUGCCUCAUGGUAGCUCUCGUCGUGGUCUUGCACUACUUCUACUACUUCUAACAUUUGACGGAGGCCCUGAACAACCUUUUCUGCGUGUAUUUUUAAAUACUGUCGAGACAUUUUGUGAAGAUUUUAUGUUUGUUCUGUUAAAAGUUGCUUCUUUUUUUUUUUUUACGAGCCGUGACAAUGGUGAUGAUGUUGUGCAUAUCCUUCCUGUUCUUUCACCCCACCUUUAGUAAUCAGGUAUGCGUGUGGCUCCGCCUCCCCGUGUUUUAGGACGAGGAGCGUCUUUUUUAUAAGAAGUCGUCAUUGUACAUUAUUAGCACAGCUCUGCUCCCCGGACUUUUUACUUUCACUCCCGCCCUCCAUCAUCUUCACCUUGUCCAGUCGAGCUGUGUCUUUUUAAAUCCUUUUUGAGCAACCACUUUCUAUCAUGGUCACACACAACCCCCCCCCCCCCCCCCCCCGCCCCCCCCACCCCCCUCCCCCGGUCGCUGCAGCUACCGUGCCAUCUCGUGGACCCUCGCCCAUCUCCCCCCUCCUCGUCCAGCCUCCCAGUCCCGUCAUAAGGUCACAAGCACUUAGCAGACUCCUCCCCUUCACUCCUUUUUAACGCCGAGGAAAAAGCAAGUAAAUAGGAAGUAUGAAGUCAGUCCUUGUUGUUGUUUUUUUUAAAAACCCGACCAUGUCCAGUUGUUUUCUUCCCUGAUUGGCAUUAGUAUUGGAGUAGAUGGGAAAAAAAAAGGCUAGCUUAUUCUUCUUUUUUUUCCUUUUUUUUGUAAAGUGUGAAUAAAAGAUGUAUCAUGUUUCCUUUCUAAAAUGCUAUUGAGUUGUGUUGAUGUAUAAAUAAUGAAUUGUUUUUACUUUGAACCCCACACUCGUAUGCUCUUCACCCCGACACAGACCACAAACCAAAUCCUCGGUCACGUUGAGGACUCGAAUGUCGUCCCCUCUCAGAAUGAAGGCCAGGAAGGGCAAAAACUUUGUUGUUGUUUUAGAACAGGGAUCUUCAACCAUACUUCAUAUUUGUGGUUAGUUUGUUUGUGUCUUCUUCUCAGCUUUAUUUGGUUGCUCGCUGGAGAGAGCCGGAGCCUGAAGGUCGAGGGCAGCAGAGCUGACUUCCUCACACUCGGCGUAAUCAUGUUGUCGGCUUUUUUUUUUCUUUUGUCAUUUCCACUGUCGUGGCGGCACACACCAAAGCUGCAAUUGUGUCCAAAAUGGAGGGCUGCAGGGACUAGUUCUCCUAUUGACUUCACUUUUUAAUGAGUCGAUGGCAUCCUUUUUAAGUCAAAAUAAAAAAUGGCAAUAAUUCUCCCAACAUUCACACAUUUUUAGGCAUUUUAAAUCUUUAACGCAGCUUCUUGGGCGCUUGUGUUUGUUCUCUCCCGACGCCGCUUCAACCCCCCCACUCCCCCCGCAUUGAUUUCAUCAUCACUUGUAUAUUUGCGCCUCUCCUUUCCCGUGCUAGUUGUUCAAUGAUCAGGAUUGUCUUUAUCUGUAGUCAGCGGAGUACAUUUUAUUGAUCUGUCACUGUGUUUAUGCACUGGACCAACUAUUGUUUACCAUUCAUAAAAUACCAGCAAAAAAAAAAAUCAAUUAAUAAUAAAUAAGGAUAAAAAACCACUUGCACAAUGUUGUAGAAUGUUCAUUAACCCGGAUGAGAAAUCAAGGCAGCUCUUUUCGAAUCAACACAUACUGUUUUUCCAAAAGGAACUGAAUGGUAAACAAUGUUUUCUGUUGUAUCUUUAUUAGCCGUCCUUUCAAUGCUCUUUUUGGACUAGUUUUUGUACUUCUUUAUUUUUUUGGUUCAUUGACUACAGGUUCUGCUUGUUUCCUCUUUUCACCUACCUAUGUAUUUUCCUACUUCUUGUUCAGAAUAAAUUCUAUAUUAUCUGUUUCAA
Molecule: messenger RNA, 5117 nt
Organism: Nerophis ophidion (straightnose pipefish)
Lineage: Eukaryota; Metazoa; Chordata; Actinopteri; Syngnathiformes; Syngnathidae
Gene: cnot6a
Product: CCR4-NOT transcription complex, subunit 6a
Exons: 12
Coding region: 170-1849 (559 amino acids)
Biological process (GO): nuclear-transcribed mRNA poly(A) tail shortening
Cellular component (GO): nucleus; CCR4-NOT complex; cytoplasm
Molecular function (GO): protein binding; poly(A)-specific ribonuclease activity
Source: RefSeq, a predicted model, not a curated record